Molecule: messenger RNA, 2300 nt
Organism: Rosa chinensis
Lineage: Eukaryota; Viridiplantae; Streptophyta; Magnoliopsida; Rosales; Rosaceae
Product: DEAD-box ATP-dependent RNA helicase 50
Exons: 8
Coding region: 129-2138 (669 amino acids)
Molecular function (GO): nucleic acid binding; ATP binding; RNA helicase activity
Source: RefSeq, a predicted model, not a curated record
CUCGUGUUCUUUUGCACUACUCUACUUGUACUCACCUGUGAGUUCUGAAGCUCAACAAAUAAGUCAGAGUGCUAAAUAUCCAUACCCAAUUGCCCAAAUUAUAUAUAUCUAGACCCAGAAAUACUGAAAUGCUGGGCAAAGCUCCUGCUCCAGUAGUAAACCACCUAUGGCCAAAACGCAUUGACCCAGAAUGGAUGGUGGCUCAGCACCACUGCAGGUGUACUGUCCACCCCCAUCACAUUAGAAAAGGGGGAAUAAGUUGCAGUUUGGGUCAGAAAGCCAUGGAUAACUCCGCUGCUGCUUAUGACCUUAUGGAUGAUUUCAUUGUAUUGGGAGCAACCAAGAAUGACUCUUCUGUAGUCCGUGACUCUCCCAAAACCAAUACCAGAGAUAAUGACCGUCAACAGGCGGCAACUACUAGGAGAGUUGCCAAAGUUGGCAGAAGUUUUGGGAGAUUGAAAGUGCAAAGAGUGAAAUCUGUAGUGGAUAAAGCUUCUCGGGUGAAGCGAGACAUGGAUGAAAGUGAAAAUGAACUAGAUGUGCAGGAUACAUCACCAUUUAUCUCUACAAUUGAAGGUAUGGGGAAGAAGAAGAAAGCAAAUGCCAUGAGUCGUGGAGGAAGACUUUCAAAUCCUUCCAACUCACAUGAGUUUAGGGACGCAUUGCGUAAGAAGGAACCAACAGAUUACAAGGACAAUUCUAGAGUAACUACGAAAGAUUUUUUUGAGCCACUCCCAGAGAGUCGGCACAAACCAUAUAUGCGUCAGAAGCCUAACACCAUCGUAGAUCGACGAAAGGCUUCAGUUUCAAGAAAAGGAUGGGGUAGUGGAGGGUCCAUACGUGAAUCAUCAGAGUAUCCAGACCUAGACCAACGAAGGAGAGUGUCCAAUGAUGGUGGCUUUUUCAGUCGAAAAUCCUUUAGGGAUGUGGGAUGCAGUGAGUAUAUGAUUGAAUGUCUAAGGAAGCAGCUUUUCCAGCGUCCAUCACAUAUUCAGGCCAUGGCGUUUGCUCCAGUUGUUGCUGGAAAAACCUCUAUUAUAGCUGACCAAAGUGGAUCUGGCAAAACAUUGGCUUAUCUUGCUCCUGUCAUUCAGCGUUUAAGGGAUGAAGAACUUCAAGGACUGAGCAAGUCCUCAUCACAGAGUCCUCGAUUAGUUGUAUUAGUUCCGACUGCGGAAUUGGCUUCUCAGGUUUUGGGUAAUUGCCGAUCAAUAUCAAAAUUUGGAGUUCCUGUCAGGUCUAUGGUUGUAACAGGCGGUCAUCGACAGAAAACUCAGCUGGAAAGUUUGCAAGAAGGUGUUGAUGUUCUAAUUGCAACCCCAGGUCGAUUUAUAUAUCUAAUUAAGGAGGGCUUCUUGCAAUUGUCAAAUCUAAGAUGUGCUGUGCUGGAUGAGGUAGAUAUACUCUUUAAUGAUGAGGAUUUUGAAGCAGCACUGCAAAGUUUAAUCAAUUCCGCUCCUGUAACCACACAAUAUCUUUUUGUCACUGCAACUUUACCACUUGGCAUUUACAACAAGUUAGUUGAAGAUUUUCCUGAUUGUCAAGUGGUCAUGGCACCUGGAAUGCACCGGAUAAGCCCUGGCCUUGAAGAGGUACUUGUAGAUUGCAGUGGAGAUGAUCGGAGUGAAAAAUCUCCAGAGAUGGCAUUCACAAAUAAGAAAUCUGCUCUUCUACAGCUUGUGGAGGGAAGUCCAGUUCCCAAAACAAUAGUCUUUUGUAACAAGAUUGAGACAUGCAGAAAAGUUGAGAAUGUACUAUCACGCUUUGACAGAAGUGGAACUCGUGUUCAGGUUCUACCAUUUCAUUCUGCUCUGGCUCAAGAAUCACGGCUUGCAAACAUGAAGGAGUUCACCAAUUCUCAUUCAGAGAAAGUAGCACAGUUUUUGGUCUGCACUGAUAGAGCAUCACGUGGAAUCGACUUUCCUGGUGUGGAUCAUGUUAUACUCUUCGACUUCCCUCGCGAUCCAAGUGAGUACGUGCGGCGUGUAGGAAGAACUGCCAGGGGCGCUGGUGGAGUGGGCAAGGCAUUCAUCUUUGUCGUUGGCAAGCAAGUCUCUCUUGCGCGAAGAAUAAUGGACAGGAACCAAAAAGGUCACCCAGUGCAUGAUGUACCAGCUGCGUACGAGCUUUUGUAUUAAUACCCCCACUGAUCUGAUUGUAGAAUUGAUGAGUAAAGAAUUGCCAAAGAGCCGACAGAUAGUGUCUCUUUCUUUCUGAACCUCAUACAAUCUUUUUGUAAGCCGACUCUAAAUGAAGCAUAGUGCAAGGCUGGUCUUGGGAAAUAUUUACUUCUUAUAUGA